AUGGCUGCUUGUAAAAGUGCGUCUGAUGGAGGCUUUCCCAGGGAUUUUGCAUGGGGAGCUGCAACAGCGGCUUACCAAGUCGAGGGGGGCUGGGAUAUGGACGGUAAAGGUCCCAGCAUAUGGGACACUUUUUGCCACAGUAAAGGCCGAGUGUUUGAGGAUCACACUGGAGAUGUGGCCUGUAACAGCUACCAGCUUUGGGAUGAAGAUCUGAAGUGUAUCCAGCAGUUAGGCCUCUCACACUACCGUCUCUCCUUCUCCUGGUCACGGUUGCUUCCUGAUGGAACCACACGUUUUGUCAGCCCAGAAGGUGUAGCAUACUAUAACAAAGUGAUUGAUGACCUAAUCGCCAAUGCUGUUAUGCCCAUGGUCACCCUGAACCACUUCGACUUGUCUCAGGCUCUGCAGGACCGUGGUGGAUGGAAAUCUCCAGAGAUUGCAGAUGUUUUUGACUCGUAUGCUCAGUUUUGCUUUAAGACUUUUGGGGAUCGGGUGAAGCUAUGGAUUACACUGAAUGAGCCUUAUGUGUGUGCUAAGUUUGGGUACGAGAAUGGCCUGUUUGCCCCGGGCCUUAAAGAACCAGGGACCUCAGUGUACCUUGUAGGUCACAACAUGCUGCGUGCUCAUUCUAGAGCCUGGCAUAGCUAUAAUGCCCACUUCAGAUGCCUGCAAGGAGGAAAGGUGUCCAUAGCUCUUAACAGUGACUGGGCUGAACCUUUCGACCCGUGCUGUCCUGAAGAUGUGGCUGCCGCUCAACGAUACAUGGACUUUAACCUGGGCUGGUUUGCUUGCCCAGUGUUUGGAACAGGGGACUAUCCAGAGUCCAUGAAGUGCAGGAUUGAGGCCCAGAACAUUGAACUAGGAUUUACCAAGGGGCAGCGUUUGCCCAAGUUUUCAGAGAACGAGCCCAAGCCCUUAGGCACAGCAGAUUUCUUUGCACUGAACUACUAUACCUCGCGCAAAGUGAAGGACGCAAGCUCUCGUCCCAGUGAGCUCAGUUUCACAGGGGACCAGGGAGUGGAGGCGAUAAUAGAUCCAUCAUGGCCAGUGUGUGGUGUGUCCUGGCUUGCUGUUGUGCCUGAAGGACUGCGCAAGUUGCUAAAAUACAUAAAGGAGAUUUGCAGCAAUCCGACUAUUUACAUCACUGAAAAUGGCUUCUCGCAGGUUGGGCCUGUGGAACUGGAAGACCUUGAUCGCUGCCAGUUUUAUCAGGAUACACUUCAGCAAGUAUCAAAAGCCAUCACAGAUGAUGGUGUGAAUGUGAAAGGAUAUUUUUCCUGGUCACUUCUGGAUAACUUUGAGUGGGCAGAUGGCUUCAGUGUGAGAUUUGGCCUCUUCCAUGUGGACUUCUCCAGCACUGAGCUAAAGCGCACCAUGUACCGCUCUGGCAAAGAGUACGCAGCUGUAAUAAAAAGAUACCGCACCUACAACAAGCUGGACAACUGAAGUCAGCAGUCUGAGAUUUUAUACUAGACACUAAUUUAGAUGUUUAAAUGAACAACACCAAGAACGAACCAAAUGCCUGAAGUACUUUUUUUGAUGACUGUUUUUUGUAGGUUUUAAAACCCUGAAAUAUAAAAACUAUAGAAUGUAGACA
Messenger RNA from Neoarius graeffei (lesser salmon catfish), 1597 nucleotides. It is a transcript of the gene gba3, whose product is annotated as cytosolic beta-glucosidase. The transcript is spliced from 5 exons. Gene Ontology annotation, biological process: carbohydrate metabolic process. Bases 1 to 1446 code for a protein of 481 amino acids. NCBI's taxonomy places the organism in Eukaryota, Metazoa, Chordata, Actinopteri, Siluriformes, Ariidae. The record is from RefSeq and is a predicted model, not a curated record. Gene Ontology annotation, molecular function: hydrolase activity, hydrolyzing O-glycosyl compounds.